Messenger RNA from Boleophthalmus pectinirostris (great blue-spotted mudskipper), 1795 nucleotides. RefSeq lists its product as uncharacterized. The transcript is spliced from 2 exons. Lineage: Eukaryota; Metazoa; Chordata; Actinopteri; Gobiiformes; Gobiidae. The record is from RefSeq and is a predicted model, not a curated record. The coding region runs from base 185 to 1237 and encodes 350 amino acids.
GUGUCCUAAAAGUCAUUCUGAAAGUAUGCCCACUGAAAGUAUACUCACCAAAAUGCAAGACACAAAUGUACUGAAAAAGGAGGUCUAAGCAUCACGUAUAGUUAUUUUGAGUCUUAGAAAUACAGAAGCAUUAUUGCGGUAACUCAGAAGUCAAGCCUGUGUCCACAAGAGGCUCGAGCAGAAAAUGUCAUUUCUACACAGUAGCCCACGGCCAACUGACGGGAACACCACUCCAGUCUCCAACUACACUUUUAUAGACAACUCCACUUCCACCUCCGCCUUUGGACCAGAUGCAGAUUUUUUGGACAAAAUAACUGCCAAUGAUAUCACCUCCAGAGCCAAUUAUGUUUAUAGUUUCCUGUCUGCACUUGGUUUUGUCGCGGCUUGUUUCCUUGUCUAUGGCUUCGUCCUGGCGUUCAGAGCUCAGAGAAGAGUGGCCUGGCUGGACUGUCUGCUUUGGGCCUUCUGUGUUUUACAGUUACUGUUACUGCUGCUGUCUCUGUAUGCAGUGGCUCAUAGACCGCACUACCUGAGAACCACAGGGUUAGGAUGUGCUGCCCUCUCCUUCACAAUAAACACAGUAUUCACCAGCAGUCUACUAGUCCUUGUGCUCCUGGCAUAUGUUCUUAGCAUGGAUCCACCAUCAAAUGCCUUACUGAGAAAGCCAGGAGUCUGCGCAGCUCUAGUCCUCCUGUCCUCUGUACUGAUAUCCUUAAUGCUGGCUGGAAUUGGUGGACCAAGACAAGAAGACAGAUGUUUUAUGGAUCCAGUUUGUCUUCCAUAUGCAGUGGCUAAACUCCUCUUAGCCAUAUUAGUGCCAUAUAUUAUUCAGAUGGCGCUCCUCAUUGCAGGUUGUGUGAGGCAAUGGAAAACUAGAGGGCGUUUCCUAUCUGGAUCCGAGGAGGGUCCAGUUUUUGUUACGGUUUCUUUAAUAUUAUUCAUUUGUGGAUUAUUUUACAGUGUAGUGCUGAUGAGAGCUGCACUGUUACAGAAAGAGAAUGAAUUGAGCCCCAAAGAGGAGGCUUUUUUGAAUGUGUUUGAAUUUGUGUUUUUCUCAGGGAGUAGCUUCAGUUUGGUCCUGGUGUUGCUGCUUCACAGGCCGUGUCGAGAAACACUAAAAGCCGUGAUAAGACAAAUGCAGGACUGUUGCAAGAGGCCGGGACAAGCACAAACCAACCGCAACAUCAUAGCACCAACGAUAGAGAUCUCUGACACACUGCAAGACAUCGAACCAUGAAGAACAGGGGUACAUUUAAGCCCCAUCAGUUGGAUGGGAAUUUUUGAGGGGAUGAAGCCUCCUUCAUCUUCUUUGGAAUUUGUUUUGAAGUAUAAUAAUUCUUUGCAAAUUAAUGGAAAAAGGGACAAAGGGCUCAACUGUUGAAGAUAAAAAUAUUACGUUACUUAACUAAGAAAUCUUUAAAUAUUUUGUAGUAGUAAUCUUAUUGUAUAGUUACCACAGGACUGUUGAGCUAAAUGAUGUGUCCUUUCUGGAAACCUGACUUCUUCUGUUGGGCUAAACUACGGAUUGUAAUUGUUAAUGCUGCCUUGGGCAUGACUGACAAAGAAAUGGUUGCCAUUUUGCACCAAAGAUCUUUGUGAUCUGUAUGUUAACUCAUGUCACAGCCACAGUAUGCAAUGAUCUGAGCUGGGAUAGAACCUUCCAAUUUUAAGAUGAGUCCUCUUUACCUCUGUGAGUUACAGAGAAUUUCACAAAUACAUACAACUACAUUAAUCUGACUUUAAGAUAAUAAAAUUAUUGUAAAUACAUAAAAAUAAACAUAUGCUAAAUGAUGAA